AUGAGGUCCACUGCGUCUCUACCCUCACCAGCGACAGCCCCGCAGCCUCUCACUAGAGGCACACAAGUCGCGUCCCCGUCUGGGAAAUCCUACCUUAUUGAUGAGGCUAUUUACGAACGACCAAAGGGAAACCAGCUCUAUUGCGUGUACCACGCGAGCCACGAGGGGAAGCAGUAUAUUCUCAAAGACAUCCUGCCGGGUGACUUACAAUACAUCUUGGAACUACAGGAGCUCGUGAACGGCUCGGCCCACGUUCGAACGCUCGUCGACAGCAUCCCCGACCGUCACAUGUUUGCAUACCCCUUUCUCGAUCUGAACCUACAGCUGGUAGAAAUGACAACCAUCGCCCCUACCGUCAAGAAGCACAUCCUAAAGGAUGCUCUUACCGGCUUGGCUGAUCUCCAUGACAAGGGCAUUUAUCACACUGAUAUCAAACCACCCAACAUCAUGAUGGACUUGUUCCAGCACAGCGAUGGUGCCAUAGCGUUCGGAAAUGUGCAGAUAAUAGACUUGGAGGAUGCUGUGGUACUGCCGCCCGGCUCCGCGGGCCUCGAAAAGCGCCUCUCUGGGAACCAGUUCUGGAGGAGCCCCGAAGCGUGGGCACGAGGAGUGCAACAUACCCCAGCCGACAUCUUCUCGUUCGGCAUCACGGCUAUAUAUAUUUGGCUUAACCACAUGGUCUUCUUCUCGGAAGAGGCAAACGCGGCCGAGGACGCGUCAACUAUGAUACUUCAACGCCAUAUGUCUCAUUUUUCCUACGACGCCGAUGACCUUGUUGGUUUCAUCGAGUACUAUGGAGGAGAGCAGGAUGCUUUUAUCGACCGUUGUACAGAACUCCUCGCCGUGUUCGACAACGAGGGCAACAAGAGGAAACCCUUUAGCAUGUGGUAUCCGAUGGACCUCGAGUUCAAGGAUCUCGUCGGCCGGAUGACCUGCCUUGAUCCCCGGCGGCGGAUCACAGCCCGGGAGGCACUGCAGCACCCAUGGUUCCGAGCCUGA
Chaetomium fimeti is the source of this 999-nucleotide messenger RNA. Its product is annotated as kinase-like domain-containing protein. Gene Ontology annotation, molecular function: ATP binding; protein serine/threonine kinase activity. Gene Ontology annotation, cellular component: nucleus. The transcript has 4 exons. The coding region runs from base 1 to 999 and encodes 332 amino acids. Gene Ontology annotation, biological process: protein phosphorylation; mitotic DNA damage checkpoint signaling. The record is from RefSeq and is a predicted model, not a curated record. NCBI's taxonomy places the organism in Eukaryota, Fungi, Ascomycota, Sordariomycetes, Sordariales, Chaetomiaceae.